AGACUUGCAAUUCACCCACGAUCCGCGGUGAAGCGUUCUCGCGCGGCCUAGAUUGGCAGUUCGAGCGUGGUCUCACCAUAAUGCCGCCCAAGCGCAAGAAUAAAGCGACAAAGGCGCCGGCAACCACGCCUCCGAAGGCGUCGCCCGCCGCAAUACGGGCUAGCUCCAUCGUUAAGCGAAGGAAUAGUCUUCAAGGAGCGAAGACGUCGCGCCUUGCUCCCUCUGAACCGCUCCACAUGACAACUCGCCGUGCUGCAAAGACGGCCUCAAAUCACAACAGUCCGGCGGCGCCAUCACUUUCAGACUCAAGCAGUCGCCGCAGCUCACUGAAUGACUUCGCGCAAUACGAGGAUGCCCGUUCCGAGAUCGAGGAUGAGCGACCGGCGAAGCGCGCCCGACUUUCGACCGACACUGGUUCGCGCCGUGCAUCUACAGAUUCUCUGGCCGAUCACAUCGCUGUAAAUGGCGCCCAAACCCCGGAUUCGCAACCAAAGCCGGCGUCGCGUACCUCAUCUGACGACUCCAAGUCGUCCAGCAAAAAGAGGCGAGCGUCAGAUGAAUCGAUACAGUCCAGCAAAGCAGUUAGCGCACGCACCAAUGGUGUUCUCACCCGUACCCAGGGCGACAUUUCCGAGCAGCAGCCGCGCAGGAAGAAGCGCAAGACAACACAAGCCGCAGAAGAGGCUGCUGACCAGCCACCCGAGUUGACAGAUGGCUCCACUACGCCUAACUCGCCUGAGCGGAUCGCUGCAGUCGAAGGCAGUCAGAACCUCCAUCAUGUUCUGCCGACCAAUGGCGAUGCGCCUGCUAAAACUGGAAGGCGAUUGCCUGGUCGUCGCCGCGCACCCCAUCCGGACAUCAACGUCGAGACCGAUCUGCGCCGACAGCUUAAUUUGAAGAUGAGCUAUCGCAGCCUUGCCAAGGUCCAGAAGAGUCUUUUAGAAGAAUUGUCCAACCGAACGACCAACAGUCUCGAGAACGACCCUGAUUACUACAAGAAAUGCCCGGAGUAUGAACCGCUCAUGGCAGCUCUCGACGAGCACAAAGAGCGCCGCCUUUCCCAAGUCAAAGCCCAGCGGAGUGAGAAGCUGGAGCAGCUAGAGCGCGUCCGUGUCGCUACAGAGCAUAUCGAGCGGCAGAAGUACCUUCAACGCUUCAGAGAUCUUCAGGACGAUUUGCUUCUACAAUGUUUUUAUCGUCUGAAGCAAAUCGAACGAGAGGCGAAGGGUGAGGACGGAGCUGCUACCGAAGAUGAAGAGAAUAUCAUUCCGGCCACGCGCAUAGACUUCCCCGCUCACGGUCAGGAUGAUCGCCUCGUCUCAAAGUUCGCUUCUCGCAGUCGCGCCUAUGUGGAGACGGAGCGCUUAGUCGAUGAAGAGAUUGUGCGGAAGCAAUUCGACGAACAGCGAAAGGCCUUUGUUGCUCAAAACGAAGAGGCCGACGACUCUAUCGAGGACAUUCCUGGCGGUUUCGCAAACUUCGUGGGGCCGGAUCGCGCCGAGGCAAUUGCCCACCGCAAUAUCAUGAACCUUGCCGACGCCGCCACCAAGGCUGAAAUCGUGACUGCCAUUCCGAAUGAGCAGGCAGACGCCUUAUUCGUGCUCGCCUCCUUAUCAGCGGAGAGGCCCCGAGGAGAGCCCCUUGAAGAGAAGAACUAUCCGCCACCACAGGCCAUGCCGCUUGCUCAAGUUUCUUCGCCAGUUCCGCAGGAUGGACUAGAUAGACAGACAUCACCCGCCCCACCUUUCUCGAUCGCGUCGACUACGAUGUCAUUAGAGACAGCACAGAACACUCCAGUCAAAGCUCCACAAGGGCAAACUGUCUCCAUACAGAUCACACCCCGCCCAGAUGCGAAUGGUCUGCAACCGGCGAAUGAGGUGGAGGCGCCAAAGAGCGAAACGCCCGCGAGAGUAUCGACCCAUCGUAUCAUGGAUCUGCUUAACGACUCGGAUGUUCCUGUUCCCAGGUCGCGGGAGUCUCACCCACCAGCUCACGAACAGCCGCCAGGUACCACGCCCUCUCGCCGAGAAAAUACCAGUCACGCCCAGACUCCCUCUCGCGGUGGGCUCCCUGGACUGGAUGCUAUUAUUAGUCGGCAAGAACCCGCUGCAGACCAAAGCGGUUCUAGUGCUAAAGAAGGCUCCCUUCCUCCACUUAGUGGGGUCCCGCCUUCUUCGCCUUCAGCCAACAGAUUCUGGCUUGGGAGGGCUCCAAGUGCGCAAAGCCACCAAUAUGAGGAGUCUUUGCGAAGGAGAGACCCAUUUAAGAGAAUUCGCGAGAUGCUAGAUAAUAAAGCACGAGCCAUGGGCAAACCACUUCCCAGCGAGCGACCGGACAACCCCGAGAAUAUCCAUAAGGCCGCUACCGAGCGAGAGAAUUCCCUAGACAAGAUGCGCGAAAUGGUGGACAACAGGGCAGAGCGACCCGAUAAUCCCGCCAAUAUUCGUAACGCUGCCGCCCCUGUUGCCAACGAGCGACAGCAAGGUCAGAUGGGAGCACCGCUUCUUUCUCGGCCAUUCAGUCCUUCAGGCACACGCGAGAAACAAGAGAGCGCUGGAAAAGACGCCCAGAAUCCCUCUACCGGAGGCUACGUCGCUUCACCUUCGAUGGCGCCGAUCUCGUAUCACCAGUCACCUAGCAUGGUACCAGCCUAUGCCCAUCCUCCGCGCCAUGGCUCGCAAGACCAAGGAGCUCCAUAUUGGGAGCGCGAUAGGCGCUUAAGCGGAUCACAAGUAUCGCAGCCUCCAGCCCCUUCGCACUAUGCGGGCAGUCCACAGCCUUACCAGACCGAUCCAACCAAGCCGGCCCCGACGCCGCCUACGCAUCAGAGCCCAUAUCCCCCACCCAGCGGUCCGCAGCUACCUCCAUUCAGUCAGUCUUUGCCACCGAAGCCGCCCGGUCCGCCGCCUAGCGGUCCCAUUAACUUUCGCUUCGCUCACUACGAUCCUGCGCCUCCACCAAGAUCCGCGUACCCUCCAGCAAGCUACCCACCAGCCUCCCACCCAUCUCCUCAUGGCGGCCCUCCCCCGCCACCGCAUUACGGACAGGCAUACAGCGGACCCCCUUCCUACCAAGGGGGCUACGUGCCGCCUCCAGGUAGCUUUCAAGCGCCGCCACCGCCGCCACCAAAUAUGCAGUAUCCGCCUCUAAAAAUCCAUCAGUAUGGUGGCCAGCCCAUUUUGCCAGCAAACAUGGCACCUCUGCCCCAUUCACAGCCGCCUCCAAUGACGUAUAUGGGUCAGGGGCCUCCACCGCCGGCCUACUCUCCGCCUCAGCAGAACCCGAUGCCGCAGCGCAACCAAUCUUAUGAGCAACCUCCGCCGAGCGCUCCGCGAGAUUCUCCCGCUGAACGGUCGUCUGAUUCUCAGUCCCGUCAGCGCCGCCAGUACAGGUCGUACCAUGCUCCAGGUACGCAGUUCCGCUCCUAUCAGGGUCCGGACUCGGGUGGUCGACGUCGGGGUGGUUGAAAUACUUACCCCUGGUUUCUUUCUUCGGAAAGCUUUCCUCUGCGUGUCUUUGUACUCUAGCCUCUUUUCCUCCUUUUCCCUGUUUGCUUUUUUCCCUUUGCUUGCUGUACAUUUCGGAUCACGGACGGCGGACGGGCGAGAUGGUUCAAAAGGAGCAUCAUGGUGCAUGCCGAUUCUCUAGCAUAGGCGUUUUGCAUAGCCGGCUUUCUUCAUAAGUCAUCCUCAGGGCCCUUCGUGGAGUUUUCCGUUCGAUACCAAUGGGGAGGAUGGUUUGCAUUGGUGCAGAUGGGCCGGCGAUCAGUGCUUUUCUCUGUAGUCUAGUCAAUGCGUGAUUUGUAUACUGCGAAC
Molecule: messenger RNA, 3815 nt
Organism: Trematosphaeria pertusa
Lineage: Eukaryota; Fungi; Ascomycota; Dothideomycetes; Pleosporales; Trematosphaeriaceae
Exons: 6
Coding region: 81-3467 (1128 amino acids)
Source: RefSeq, a predicted model, not a curated record